GGGGGCGGCUCCGGCGCCAUCGCGGCGGUGCCGGCGGAGCUGCCCGAUGGCCGCGGCGGAGCCGGGGGCGCGCAAGCGGCGGCCCAAGGGGCACUUCGCGGCGGCGGGCCGGGCCAAGCGGCCCCGCGGCGGCGGCGGGCGGCAGCUGGAGGCCGGCAUGCGCGGCAUCCUCAUCACCUGCAACAUGAACGAGCGCAAGUGCGUGGGGGAGGCCUACAGCCUGCUCGGAGAGUACGGGGACCUGCUCUACGGGCCCGAGCAGUUUUCAGAUCACGAGGAGAGGCUGUCUGGAAGCGACAGGGAGGAGGAUGAGGACGACGUUGAGGCGGCCCUGAAGAAGGAGGUUGGCCAGAUCCGUGCCUCGACGGAGCAGAAGCUGCGGCGGUUCCAGUCGGUGGAGAGCGGUGCCAACAACGUGGUCUUCAUCAGAACCCAGGGCAUAGAACCUGAGAACCUGGUGCACCAUAUAUUAAAGGAUAUGCAUACCACUAAAAAGAAGAAAACAAGAGUCAUUCUGCGCAUGCUGCCCAUUUCUGGAACUUGCAAGGCUUUCAUGGAGGAUAUGAAAAAGUACACGGAAACGUUUUUUGAGCCCUGGUUUAAAGCCCCUAAUAAGGGCACUUUUCAGAUUGUUUACAAAGCUCGUAAUAACAGUCAUAUGAGUAGGGAAGAAGUAAUUAAGGAAUUGGCAGGAAUUGUGGGCAGCCUCAAUCCAGAAAACAAAGUUGAUCUUAAUAAUCCACAAUACACAGUUGUGGUAGAAAUAAUAAAAACCGUCUGUUGCUUGAGUGUGGUGAGAGACUAUGUUCUGUUCAGAAAAUACAAUUUACAGGAGGUGGUGAAGAGCAACAAAGAAGACACACAACAAAACCCAUCAAGUGUGACGGAAGAACAGAACUCAAAGGUAGUAAAACCAGAAACUGAGGAGGAGAAGAGCUCAAAAGAAGUAAAACAAGAGAACAAGAAUCAAGGUGAAAUAGAAGCUGAGCCCAAGGGGAAUGAUGCACUUACAGUGUAAAAAAUGCGACAGAAGGGAAAAGUAAACAUAAUCCAAACGUAUAAAAAAAGUUGCCCUAGAGUUCUGAAAGGGUGUUUUAAUGAGGAGAGUGGGUUUUGUUUUGAGAUCCUCUUUUUUAAAAUCCACAUGUGUAAGAAUUUUAAAACUCACUGCAGGUGGAACAGAUACUACAGCAAACGUAAGGGUGCUCAAGAGGACAUCACCUUUCUGGUGAAGCUGGCUGUCCUACAGCUUUGUUCUGCAUUUCCUUUACCUGGCACAAAAAACAGGAGUGUGUGCAUGUAUAUGUAGCUGUAGCCAUCCUGACAUGUAUGGAGUCUCCUUUGUUAUAUAUGAUGGCUACAGUAACCAAAAGGCAGCACAGAACCAGCUCUAUGGUGAGAGAUCUGGAAAAGACAGUUGAUUGCAGAGGGUUUUGAAGGAAGUGAUCUGACAACUGUGUAACUGCAGAACUCAGUAACAUUUUUCUGUGUGAACAACAGAAUUAGGUAAACCUGAUAAUUUCCUGUAUGAUGGAGGGUUUUAUACAUAUAUAUAUAUAUAUUUACAGCUCUACAAGGAUAUGCUGUCUUGAAAUGAAUGGAAAGAACUGCUGUGAUCAAAAUACUUGAAUAUUAUGAGACGAUUUAGAGUAAGAGAUUGAACUGUUCUAGAACAGUAGAAGUACAGUGCAGGCAUUGCAGAUGGUUUUAUCAAAAACUACACAUGUGUUUACAUUAGCUGUGUAUGCAGCAGUUACUGGUUUAUAGAAAAUGCUAUAGUCACUGAACAGAAUCCUUUUGACUAAUCUGCUGCAAAUAGCCUUUUGCUGCUCUUUCCAAAGAAUUAAUCCUUGAGGGAUUUUAUAAAGUUUUUUUUGUUUUUAUUCUUUUCUUACAUCUAAAAAUUUGAAUUUAAAUACUGCUUGGAAACUUCUUCUGAAAGAAGCUCUCCAUUUUACUAUGCUACAUAAGGGGAAUUAAAUUUUAUUUUUUGGUACAUUUUUGGCUUUACAGUAAUAAUUUUGUUUCAGAUUGAAAGUAAUGUUAGUGAGUCUUUCUGUUGUCUGUUACAACAGCUGUUUGAAUAUCCCAGUGACUUUUAAAAACCAACCAAAACCAGUGCAGCUAUAACUUGCUUUCCAAUAGGGUUUUGAAUAUGCUUCCUGUACAACUGUCUUGUUUUAGUAUUUAAUUUCUAGCAUAAAAGCCUGUGCAUUGCUAAUGGGAGAAGACUCAUCUUGAAGAACGCUACUUGUUACUUGUCUUGGUUUAAUGAAAAUGAUGUGUUCAAGUCUCUCAUAAUUUAUAUUUUCCUGUUCUCUCAAAAUUGUUUUAGAAUUUGGAAAAUGAAGAUGACUUUUUUUCCCUAGUCCUGUCUUCCUUACCACCCAUUUAUUAAAACUCUGCUUUCUUACCUCCA
This is a messenger RNA of Pseudopipra pipra, 2419 nucleotides long. RefSeq names its product THUMP domain containing 1 (gene THUMPD1). Gene Ontology annotation, biological process: tRNA modification. The record is from RefSeq and is a predicted model, not a curated record. The transcript has 4 exons. Bases 47 to 1018 code for a protein of 323 amino acids. Gene Ontology annotation, molecular function: RNA binding. NCBI's taxonomy places the organism in Eukaryota, Metazoa, Chordata, Aves, Passeriformes, Pipridae.